AUGGCGACACAGUGGAGAGACAGCGAGGGCGAGAGCGCGGGACCAGGACUCUACGCCAACACGUUUGACAUGGCGGUCGAUUUCGAGGGCUACGCGUUGGCGCUGGGCCAGACGCGGCAGUGCCUCCUUGCGGCGGAGCGAGAACGGAAACGGAACAAGGAGGCUUGGGGGGCGCGGAGGGCGAGGCGGGUGUCGGGCGACUUUGUGCUGGGGUGGAUAUGGGCCUUGAUUGACCGUGUCGAUGGGUUUUACGGCAUCGAGGAGGAGGCCUGCUGGCUGGAGAGGCUGGAGAGGGCGAACAGGGAGAUUGAGGAGGUGUGGGAGGAGAACAGGAGCGUGGUCGAGGCCGCGGUGCCGAGGUAUUUGGACGGCGUUCCGGUGAGGAUGAUGAUGCGGCCGCCGGUUGCGAGGGGCCCUUUGAGAAGCGCGGCCCGGUGGAGGGAGCGAGCCAAGUCUUGCUUGCCAUGCGUGGCCAAGGGGCUGAGGUGUUCGCCGGCGUGGGAUCAUGGGGGCCGUUGUUCGCGCUGUGUGAGGCACGAGGAUGCUUGCUUGGUCGACGAGGAGGAGGAGACGAUGGCCAUGUCGAGGGCGAGUGCGGCUUCGAGAAACGUCACGUCGGUUGCUAAGCCUUGCUUUGCGCCGCCGUGGCCCGGGCACAGGGAGAUGGAGUCGGUGAUGGGACGGAUACUGGGCGACGGCGGCUUGGACAUGUGA
Messenger RNA from Metarhizium album ARSEF 1941, 714 nucleotides. RefSeq lists its product as uncharacterized. NCBI's taxonomy places the organism in Eukaryota, Fungi, Ascomycota, Sordariomycetes, Hypocreales, Clavicipitaceae. The transcript is spliced from 2 exons. The coding region runs from base 1 to 714 and encodes 237 amino acids. Gene Ontology annotation, biological process: regulation of DNA-templated transcription. Gene Ontology annotation, molecular function: zinc ion binding; DNA-binding transcription factor activity, RNA polymerase II-specific. The record is from RefSeq and is a predicted model, not a curated record.